CUCUCUCUCUCUCAGUUUGGCCGGGGCGUUUGAGAGUGUGCACGCGGUCUCUCCACCUCUCCCUCUCACUCUCUCUAUUUCUCUCUCCCUCUCUCUCUCCCCACCACCAAAAUGAGAGAGAUUGUCCACUUACAGGCUGGUCAAUGCGGCAACCAGAUCGGGUCAAAGUUCUGGGAGGUGAUAAGCGACGAGCAUGGCAUUGACCCCGUCGGCCAGUUCGUGCCUGAGGGAGAGCACAGCGAUAUGCGCCUGGAGAGGAUCAACGUCUACUACAACGAAGCCUCAGGCGGCCGGUACGUGCCCCGCGCCGUGCUGGUGGACCUGGAGCCGGGUACGAUGGAGGCCGUGCGCUCGGGGCCCAUCGGGAGGAUAUUCCGGCCGGACAAUUUCGUCUUCGGCCAGAGCGGUGCAGGCAACAACUGGGCGAAGGGUCACUACACAGAGGGCGCCGAGCUGGUGGACUCCGUGAUGGACGUGGUGAGGAAGGAAGCAGAGAACUGUGACUGUCUCCAGGGCUUCCAACUGACCCACUCCCUCGGCGGCGGCACGGGGUCAGGCAUGGGCACACUCCUCAUCUCCAAGAUCCGCGAGGAGUACCCAGACAGGAUCAUGAACACCUUCUCCGUCAUACCCAGUCCUAAGGUCUCCGAUACCGUGGUAGAGCCUUAUAAUGCCACCCUGUCCGUGCAUCAGCUGGUAGAGAACACUGAUGACACAUUCUGUAUUGAUAACGAGGCGCUCUACGACAUCUGCUUCAGGACGCUCAAGCUUGCCUCGCCCUCCUACGGGGAUCUCAACCAUCUCGUGUCGGUGACCAUGUCCGGCGUGACCACAUGCCUGCGGUUCCCGGGUCAACUGAACGCUGACCUCCGGAAGCUGGCGGUCAACAUGGUGCCCUUCCCGAGACUGCACUUCUUCAUGCCCGGGUUUGCGCCCCUCACCUCACGGGGGUCCCAGAGUUACCGCGCCCUCACCGUGCCCGAGCUGACCCAACAGAUGUUCGACAGCAAGAACAUGAUGACCGCGUGUGACCCCCGCCACGGCCGCUACCUGACUGUGGCCGCAAUUUUCAGGGGCAAGAUGUCCAUGAAGGAGGUGGACGAGCAGAUGCUGAGUGUGCAGAACAAGAACUCGGGGUACUUCGUUGAAUGGAUCCCCAACAACGUGAAGGUAGCCGUGUGCGAUAUCCCUCCCAAAGGUCUUACGAUGUCCGCCACCUUCAUCGGAAACUCCACGUCCAUUCAGGAGAUUUUCAAGCGCAUCUCCGAGCAGUUCACCGCCAUGUUCCGCCGCAAAGCCUUCCUCCACUGGUACACGGGGGAGGGAAUGGACGAGAUGGAGUUCACGGAGGCGGAGAGCAACAUGAACGACUUGGUUAGCGAGUAUCAGCAGUACCAGGAGGCCUCUGCUGACGACGAGGACUACGUGGACGAGGAGGGCAUGGGCGGCGAGGAAGAGGAGGCGGGGGGAGUCAUGGAGGAGACCCCGCAGUGAGGACGAAGCCGAGGACGUGGUAUUGGCUAUAUUGUUUGUUUACACGUCAGUUACGGAUGACUGAAUGAUACCUACACUUAAAAUACACUUAAAUGACACUUCACUUUACUUAUAUACACUGCAAAUACACAUUGGAGAAGCUUGUUGCAGUAUAGAAUGAUUCAACGAUACAGUUUUUUACAGCAUUUCAGUUACACCUCAAUUUACGAUGCUACACUUCAGAACGCUUCAAUGACACUUCACUUUACUUAUAUACACUGCAGAUACACAUUGGAGAAGCUUGUUGCAGUAUAGAAUGACUCAAUGAUACGAAUUUUUACAGCACAAUGACGCUUCACUUCAGAACGCUUCAAUGACACUUCACUUUACUUAUAUACACUGCAGAUACACAUUGGAGAAGCUUGUUGCAGUGUAGAAUGACUCAAUGAUACGAAUUUUUACAGCACAAUGACGCUACAUUUCAGAACGCUUCAAUGACACUUCACUUUACUUAAAUACACUGCAGAUACACAUUGGAGAAGCUUGUUGCAGUGUAGAAUGACUCAAUGAUACGAAUUUUUACAGCACUUCAGUUACACUUCAAUUAACGAUGAUUCCGUAACGCUACACUUCAGAACGCUUCAAUAACACUUAACAUCACCUCACUUAGUUACAAAUGACGCUCCAAAUAACUGACUUUUGUAAUUUGUAUCAUGAAAUUCAAUUCGCACCGUGGAAGAACAAAGAUCACUGAAUAUAGAAACGUUAGCAGAACUUUCCAAAAUAAAACCAAAAAUACAAAAAAAAAUAUAGGAACCACAUUUUUUUGGUAAAGAUUAACUAGUAGCCGGUUUUCCUGAAUUUAUUAUGACUUUAUUUUAUUUUUCAUGUCGAAAGUUUAGUUAAGAAAAUAAUGAUCUGGUGUAGGUAAUAAAACUUCAAACUUCUUA
This is a messenger RNA of Eriocheir sinensis (Chinese mitten crab), 2423 nucleotides long. Its product is annotated as tubulin beta chain-like. Gene Ontology annotation, cellular component: microtubule; cytoplasm. Gene Ontology annotation, biological process: microtubule cytoskeleton organization; mitotic cell cycle. The coding region runs from base 112 to 1494 and encodes 460 amino acids. The record is from RefSeq and is a predicted model, not a curated record. Gene Ontology annotation, molecular function: structural constituent of cytoskeleton; GTPase activity; GTP binding. NCBI's taxonomy places the organism in Eukaryota, Metazoa, Arthropoda, Malacostraca, Decapoda, Varunidae. The transcript is spliced from 9 exons.